AUGACAAUCGACAAACUACCUCGCAUAAAUGAAAAAGAAGCAACACGCUCCCGGCUUGAUAAGUUUGCCAUUGAAAUCCUCAAAGAGAAGACUUCGCGAGUUGAGGUGCAAGGAAUACAACGCCUACAAACCCCACUGCUGUGGAAGCCAGGCUCCAGUCCUCCACAAAGCACCCCAAGAGCUGUUGAAGCACUGGCCCGUGCACACAAGAGGAAGAUGGACAAAGACUCAAAGCUAGCGGAGUUUUGUACCACGUAUAUCCAGAAGCUUAAGAAUCAGGGACACGUCCAGGAACUGGGGACAUUGGCUGAGGUACUAGUGAUGGAAACAUCAAGCUGGUUCAUCCCAUAUCACGUGGUUUUCAGUAGCAACAAAUACCGUCUCGUGUUCAAUUGCUCCUUUGAAUCCAUGGGCCAGAACCUCAACGAUGAGUUGCUAGCCGGGCCAACCCUGCAUUCUUCCCUGAUGGAGGUGUUACUUCGAUUCCGUCAAGGCAGGGUCGCUGUGUCUGGUGACAUAACUGGGAUGUUUCACCAGGUGAGACUCCUUCCAGAAGACAGUCCCAUGUUCCGAUUUCUUUGGUGGGAUGAAAAGCGAGAUGAUUGGUUGGUUUUCCAAUGGCUGGUGCUGCCAUUUGGGGCCGCUUGUAGCCCAUGCUGCGCUACCUUUGCCCUGCAGAAGGCUGCCAUAGAUGCCAACGCAAGAUAUCCAGCUGUACAGAAAACCAUCGAGCGUGAAACCUAUGUGGAUAACCAACUGGCCAGUCGCCACAGUGAGGAAGAAGCAAGGGAACUUGUUGCCAGUACCAGAGAGUGCCUCCAUGAAGCUGGGUUCGAGAUGGUCAAAUAUGCUAGCAGUCAUCCUGAGGUGGUUGAAGAUCUGCCCGUCGCGGUCCGUUCUGACCGCUACAUUCGAUCUCUCUCCCUAGACAACUUGGGGUGCGAAUUGGAACCAGCUUUGGGCCUGAGUUGGGAUUGCAAGAGCGACGAGUUAUGCCAUCCCGCUAAGGUCCCAGAGAACCGAACACUCACCAAGCGUACUGCCCUUCGAGUACUGGCUUGCCAGUUUGAGCCCCUUGGGAGCAUUGCACCCUUCACUGCUCGAGCAAAGAUGAUAGUACAAGAAUUGUGGAUGGAGAAGUUGGACUGGGAUGAAGCCGUGACUAACGCUGACAUAAAGCAGAGGUGGGACGACUGGUGUACAGAGCUUGAGCAUAUCCCAUCCAUACGAUUACCACGAUGCUACACCCCUCCCCAGGUGGAUACUGCUACUGUCGAGAGGUCCCUGCACGUGUUUUGUGAUUCAUCAGAGAGGUUGUAUGGGGCAGUGGCAUACAUGCGGUCGAUAGAUCCUCAAGGAAAAGUCUUCCUCAGUUUCGUUGUUGCCAAGUGUCGGGUGGCUCCCCAGCGCCGGACAUCCAUGCCACGUCUGGAACUCAUGGCGGCACUUGUAGGUGCACAGCUUGCUCAGUUUGUUACCCAGACGCUUGAUGUCAACAUCCAGUAUGUAACAAUGUGGAGUGACUCAACCACUGUGUUGACGUGGAUACAGUCAGAUUCAUGUCGAUUUAAAGUUUUUGUUGGCACUCGCAUUGCUGAAAUCCAGACUUUGACAACCGGCAGCGAAUGGCGUUAUGUUCGCUACGCAGAUAACCCAGCAGAUGACAUCACCAGAGGACUCUCAGUUUCAGAGUUGGGUCCAGGCUCCCGCUGGAUUGAAGGGCCUCCGUGGCUACUUGCUGAACCUGAUACAUGGCAGAGUGACAGUGCAUCCGUCUUAGCCCAGACUCGUGCCACAUCAACCCCUGAUCUCAGCGAGAUGAAAGGAACCAACUUCUGUGGUCUCACUGUGGCAGGCCCGGUGGCUGAACUUGAUUUCAGCAAUCAUCAGAGUUGGUCUGACCUUGUCGAUUCCCUGAGUCAGGAUCUCUUUCCAGCUGCUGAACGAGUGGAUGGGGUUCUCAGCCCUGAGCAGACACUCGAAGUGGAGAACCAGCUUCUGCGUCGUGCGCAAUUGGACAACUUCCGGGAAGAUAUCGUUACCUUGGAGAAAGGAAAAGAGUUAUCCAGGAAUAGUCGCCUCCUAGAGCUUGCUCCUGAACUGGACAUCCCUGCAGGGCUGAUACGAGUUGGUGGUCGUCUCAGGAAAGUGUCACAAGAUGCGUCAGUUGACUUAGAACCACACCCAAUUGUCUUAGACCCUCACCAUGCAGUCACCAAGCUCCUCAUCCAAGAAGCUGAUAAGCAUUUUGGACAUCAGGCGGGCACUGAGCAAGUAUUUGCUCACCUCCGACGUCGCUACUGGAUAAUACGGGGACGCACAGCUGUCAAGGGUGUCCUCCGAACCUGCCCAGAGUGUCGACGAUGGCGGGGGAAGCCUCAGGUCCCAAAGAUGGCUGACUUGCCAAAGUCUCGUUUGCGACUACAUAAGCCCCCCUUUUUCUCCGCUGGUAUGGACUGUUUUGGUCCAUUUCGAGUGAAGAUUGGCCGACGUCAGGAGAAGCGUUGGGGCUUGAUCUUCAAGUGCAUGACAACCCGGGCUGUCCACCUCGAGCUUGUCGAGUCUCUUGACACAGACCACUUCUUGAUGGCAUAUCGAAGAUUCGCCUCCUGUAGGGGUGUACCUCACCAAUUAUUGAGUGACUGCGGUACCAACUUCAAAGGAGCUGAGUCGGAGAUUCAACAGGCCCUGAAGGAAAUGGAGCCAGAGUUGGUUCAGCGCCUUGCCCAAUACAGAGUCGUGUUCAGGUUCAAUCCUCCCAAUGUGCCACAUUUCGGAGGACUGUGGGAACGUGAAGUGCGAUCCGUCAAAAACGCUCUUAGAGGUGUACUUGGAGACCGGACUGUUUCAGAGGCUGUGCUGCAACUAACUCGAUCCCAGUGGCCAGUUGGCAAGGUUGACGAGUUACUUCCCGGCAGUGAUGGGAGGAUUCGCAUUGUUAACGUGAAAGUGGGCAACAAGACAUACAAGCGACCAGUUGCCAGACUAGUGCAACUGUCCAAGUAUGAUGAAGAGACUGCACCUGCUGCAACCGGGAUGUCCCUUACCCAAGCACCCGUCUCCUUCAGGCUGUAUGGCCACAGUUUCUGA
Patiria miniata (bat star) is the source of this 3090-nucleotide messenger RNA. RefSeq lists its product as uncharacterized. The coding region runs from base 1 to 3090 and encodes 1029 amino acids. The transcript has a single exon. The record is from RefSeq and is a predicted model, not a curated record. Lineage: Eukaryota; Metazoa; Echinodermata; Asteroidea; Valvatida; Asterinidae. Gene Ontology annotation, molecular function: nucleic acid binding.